Messenger RNA from Cladophialophora psammophila CBS 110553, 804 nucleotides. RefSeq lists its product as uncharacterized. The record is from RefSeq and is a predicted model, not a curated record. The transcript has a single exon. Lineage: Eukaryota; Fungi; Ascomycota; Eurotiomycetes; Chaetothyriales; Herpotrichiellaceae. Bases 1 to 804 code for a protein of 267 amino acids.
AUGCCGACGAGCGAAAUCCCAAUUCCUCAACCAAGUCUACUUGGAAAGGUAGCACUAGUAAGCGGCUCUUCAUCUGGCCUUGGCGCUGCCAUUGCAGAAGAGUUCUCGAGCCGCGGCGCCCAUGUUAUCAUUCACUAUGCCUUUCCUUCCGAGCAGGCAGCGGCACGCAGUGUCCAGAAAAAGCUCCGGAGCCACUCUCGAUCAAUUCUAGUGGAAGCAGACCUCUCCACCUUUGAAGGCCCCAAAGCCCUCGCAGCCGCUGCGUCUGCUGAAUUUGGGAAAGUUGAUUUUCUCGUAAACAACGCUGGUGUCAGCGGGCCUGAUCGGCUGUCUGAAGCAUCUGACCUUGACGUCCUACGAGUUUGGGACCAGGUGGUGAAUGUGAACGGUCGAGGAACGCUGCUCCUCACCCGCGCCAUCCUUCCCAUCUUGACUUCAAAUGGUUCCCGCAUUGUCAACAUUGGAAGCGCCACUUCCCGGGACCCUGAUCCGGACCUGACCAUCUACGCUGGGACAAAGGGCAUGAUUGAGGCGUUCACUCGAUGCUGGGCUCGACAUUUCCCCCGAAAAUACGGCUGCACAGUGAACACAGUCGCGCCUGGACCGGUGGCGACGGAAAGGAUGCGUUCGCUUCCUGAGGAAUUUCUGAGCGUGGUGCGCACGAGGUGCGAAAAUAUUCCAGUGGCGGCGAGAAUGGGUGAACCAUCAGAGGUUGCAUGGAUAGUCGUCACCCUCUGCGAGAAGCAGGCGGGAUGGUUGAACGGGUUAUACAUUCCGGUCAGCGGAGGCGGAUUGCUUACUUGA